Molecule: messenger RNA, 2286 nt
Organism: Cylas formicarius (sweet potato weevil)
Lineage: Eukaryota; Metazoa; Arthropoda; Insecta; Coleoptera; Brentidae
Product: fatty-acid amide hydrolase 2
Exons: 8
Coding region: 1-1590 (529 amino acids)
Source: RefSeq, a predicted model, not a curated record
AUGACGAAUAAUAGUUCUGUUCGCCAAUACGUGAAACGGAUUUUGCGAAUUGUCCAUGGUUUCGUCGAGGUAUUUUUACAUUGGUUGUUCGGGUUGGUGUACGGGGGAGCGAAACAAAGUAUGCCCCCGAUUAAGGAUCUAUUGUUGCUUGAAUCAGCGACAGAAAUUGCUAUGAAAAUACGCAGCGGAAAGAGGACCAGCACUGAAGUACUAGAGUCGUUCAUCGAACGGAUAAAAGAAGUAAACCCUUUGCUCAAUUGCGUAGUAGCAGAUCGUCUCGAAGAGGCGCGAAAAGAUGCCAAAAACGUCGACGAGUUGAUUAAAUCGGAAAAGUUUUCUCCAGAAGUUAUAGCCAAAAGCAAGCCUUUACUGGGGGUGCCUUUUACCACCAAAGACUGUAUAGCAGUCGAAGGUUUGAUACAUUCUGCCGGCUUAUACUCCCGAAAAGAUACCCGAGCCGAGAAGGAUGCUUUAGCGAUAGCCCGACUGAGAGCUGCUGGUGCUAUUCCCAUAGCCCUUACAAACGUUUCCGAACUAUGCAUGUGGUGGGAGAGCGCCAACAAAAUCCACGGCAGAACUAACAACCCCUACGAUACCAGCAGAAUCGUAGGCGGUUCUUCAGGAGGGGAAGGAUGUGCUCAAGCUGCUGCCGUUUCUGCUUUUGGUAUAGGGUCAGAUAUUGGGGGCUCUAUCCGAAUGCCAGCGUUCUUCAAUGGCGUGUUUGGGCAUAAGCCGUCGCCAAUGGUAGUGCCCAAUGAUGGUCAAUAUCCUGAACCUGUUAGUGAAGAACAAGAACGAUUUUUGGGAAUUGGUCCAAUAUGCCGCAGGGCUGAGGAUUUACUGCCAAUUUUAAAGAUAAUCAGUGAUAAUCCCCAAAAACUGCGUCUAGACGAACACGUGGAUAUAAAAACAAUCAAAUUUUACUACCAAGAAACCGACGGAGGUGCUCGUUUGGUGUCUUCGGUCUCUCCAGACAUAAAGGAAUUGUUCAUUAAAAUUGCUAAACAUUUGGAAAAAGCGCACAAUGUUAAAGCUACCAAAGUGUCAUUAAAACGAUUUAAAAUCAGCGGAGCCAUGUGGUUCGCCAAUAUGAAAUCGGCCGACGGUCCAACGUUCUCAAAACAACUAGCAAAUCUGAAAGGUUCCAUCAAUCCAUAUUGGGAACUAGUUAAGUCCAUAUUCAGGUGUUCCAAGCAUACGUUGAUUGGGAUUUUAACUUGUUUAAUAGAAAAGGCAGGGGUCAAGUAUGACAGUGAGAAAUAUCACUAUCUAGUAAAAGAGCGAGAUGCGUUCCGUUUGGAGGUACUAGAUAUUUUAGGUGACAACGGCGUGUUGCUGUAUCCAACGCACCCCACCUCAGCGCCCUACCACAAUGAACCUCUAAUCAAAGCCUUUAACUUUUCAUAUACAGGAAUAGUGAACGUUCUUAAACUUCCUGCAACUCACUGCCCUAUGGGUCUGGACCGACACGGUCUUCCAAUAGGUGUUCAAGUCAUUGCGGCAGAUGGGAAUGAUCGGCUGUGUCUUGCAGUGGCCAGGGAAUUAGAAAAGGCUUUUGGUGGUUGGGUACCACCCAAUAUACAAGCUUAAAGAUGAUGACUGUUAUGUUACUUUUAGUUUUAGCACAGUGUUUUGGAGUUUGCAGCUUUCUUUAUUUCACUAGAAAUUAAAUUAUUUAAAAUGAAAAUUAUUUGUACUUGGUACUCAGUUUAUGUAUUAUUUGUUGUGUAGUUAGCAUACCAAAAAGUGUGUGGUCUUAUAAACUUUUAUGUCAGGUAUCAAAUAAUGAAAUAAUAAAGUUGAGAUUAUUGACCACUCAAUACAUCACAUAUGACAUUUAAAGGUGAAUAGGGCUUUUACAGUUGGAUCACUUCCAACUUGUAAAAAAAUGGAUAUUGUUGUUUCUACACUUUUCCAUGUGAUUUUUAAACUGCAUUUACAUUUCAUGCUAUACAUUACUAAGAGUGCUCUAAUGAGUUAAGAGUUGUUUCUACAUUAUACUUACCACAGUGAUGUAUGUAUGUUUGUAUGAAAAUUCUAUUAAACUAAAGCUAAGAUUGAAUUUAAAAUCCAAAACAAAAAGUAUUUUCCCCAUCACUUCUACUACAUACAAAUCUCAGGACAGUUUUUCUUUUCGCUGAAAAUAUGACUGCAAUAUAAUUUAUGUAUCACUCUGGUUAUGCUAGUUAAGUCUCUAAUGUAUGUGAAUUUUAACAGUGAAAUUGUGUACAUUAUUUUUUAUAAAUAUUAUAUGAUAUAUUUUACAGAAAUAAAUUUUUCUAAAUA